This is a messenger RNA of Chlorella variabilis, 744 nucleotides long. RefSeq lists its product as hypothetical. The transcript is spliced from 5 exons. The record is from RefSeq and is a predicted model, not a curated record. The coding region runs from base 1 to 744 and encodes 247 amino acids. NCBI's taxonomy places the organism in Eukaryota, Viridiplantae, Chlorophyta, Trebouxiophyceae, Chlorellales, Chlorellaceae.
AUGCCCAUAGCCAACGCCGCAAGGGACGAGCUUUACAGUCACAAGAUCUUGGGCUGCAUCUUCUUCACUGUCUCCGCGCUGGCCCAUGGAGAGGCGCGCCUGGCGCUGUGGAGCCUGUCCGCGCUGCUCACCUCCGCCCUGUCGCUGUACCUGCUGCACCGCCGGCGAGACAUCUACCUGCGGCCGCCCGUGCGCGACUGCCUCUACGCCGCCAUGCGCCUGCACCGCGCCUUUGCCAUCGUGGGCAUGCGCAGGGUGCUCAAGGCCCCCAUGAUGAUGGGCGCAGCCGCCUCCAGCGUGGGGGACAGGGUCUACUUUGCCAAGGCGGUCCUGGUCAACUCCUCCAUCCUCCCCAUCCUGCUCCAGGCGCUGGUGCUGCAGCUGCCGCUGCCGCUGCAGGCGGCGGUGCAGGUCAUCCUGCCCGUCCUGUUUGUGGCGUGGUUCGACUCCACGGCAGCAGCCUGGUUUGGCGGCAGCGGCGGCGGCGGCAACUCUUCUGAGGCCCAGCACGUGCCCCUGGGCAGCAACGAGGCCGGCCCGGGCGCUGCCUUGGCGCCAGCGCCAGGCACCUCGGCGGCCACCCCUCGGCUGGAGGCGCCGCGGCGGCUGGCCGCCAGGCGCGGCGCGCCGCCCUCCUACCCCUCGCCCCUGCUGGCGCUCAUGUUUGGGCUGGGCCUGGCGGGCGUGCUGUUCGAUGUGCUGCUGACGGUGCACAACCGCCCGGCGGCACCGCCCGGCAGCUGA